Pestalotiopsis fici W106-1 is the source of this 3126-nucleotide messenger RNA. RefSeq lists its product as uncharacterized. The record is from RefSeq and is a predicted model, not a curated record. NCBI's taxonomy places the organism in Eukaryota, Fungi, Ascomycota, Sordariomycetes, Amphisphaeriales, Sporocadaceae. Gene Ontology annotation, cellular component: cytoplasm. Gene Ontology annotation, molecular function: zinc ion binding; metalloaminopeptidase activity; peptide binding. Gene Ontology annotation, biological process: peptide catabolic process; proteolysis. Bases 1 to 3126 code for a protein of 1041 amino acids. The transcript has 3 exons.
AUGGAUGCCAUUGGUCGCUUCGCUCUUUGGCGGACUUGCGCCCGUAGGUCUGCUGCUAAGAAUGGUGGUGGUAUCAUCAAGAAGAACCAGAGGGGAAAUGCUACAUUGAUCACGAGCGCCCGGCAUGGACACCCCCAGCAUGGAGGCCCUGCAAAACAGCAGCAGCAGCAGCAGCAGCCUCGUCAUGUGUCUCUGAUCGUAACUGGAACGAACCAGCAGCAGCAGUGGCAGCAGUCCUACCGUGCCUUCGCAUCAUCAUCAUCCUCCCCCAAUAAUGUAAUAAGCGCCCAGGCGCGUCUGCGUCCCUUCGACAGGGAAAGCGUCUACUCCCGGUUUAAGCUUCGGGCACCUGCCAAUUCGAUAUUCGGGGCCCGCCGCCGCAAACAACAACCCCACUCGCCGUUACUGCGUUUUAUUAUAUCCAGGACCUUUUCCUCUACAUCUUCGACUCGUUGCUCGUGCAUCAUUCCCUCAUCCAUCAUGGCCGACAGAGACACGCUGCCCGAGAAUGUCAAGCCUUCUCACUACAGCUUGUCCAUCUCCUCCCUCGAGUUCAAGGACUGGACAUACCAGGGCAAGGUGACCAUCGAUGUACAAAUUGCGGAACCCACCAAGGACAUCAUCAUCAAUGCCAUUGAGCUCAAGCUGGCUUCUGCCAAGCUGACUCUCUCUCAGAACAAGGGCACACAGGAAUUCUCCACCGCCAACUUUGCCUACAAUGAGAGACAGCAACGUGCCACCCUCGCCUUUGCCGAGGAGAUCCCGGCUUCACAAAAGGCACACCUGGAAAUUGAAUUCGAGGGCAUCCUGAACCAUGACAUGGCAGGAUUCUACCGAAGCCAGUACAAGCCCGUGGUUCCAGCUGCAAAGUCUGUCCCCCGCGAUGACGAUUUUCACUACAUGUUCAGCACUCAGUUUGAGUCAUGUGACGCACGACGGGCAUUCCCUUGUUUCGACGAGCCCAGGCUCAAGUCCACCUUUGACUUUGAGAUUGAGGUACCCGACGACCAGGUGGCUUUAUCCAACAUGCCGGUCAAGAGCACGACUCCAUCAGGCGAGGGCCGUCAUGUCGUGGCCUUUGAGCGCACUCCCGUCAUGAGCACCUAUCUUCUGGCCUGGGCUGUUGGCGACUUUGAAUAUAUAGAGGCUCUGACAGACCGUCGGUACAAUGGCAAGCAAAUCCCAGUCCGGGUUUACACCACCCGCGGACUCAAGGAGCAGGGCCGGUGGGCGCUCGAGCACGCUCCCAAGACCAUUGACCUCUUCUCUGAGAGCUUUGGUAUCGACUAUCCUCUUCCCAAGUCGGAUCUUCUCGCUGUUCACGAAUUUACCCACGGCGCCAUGGAGAACUGGGGUCUUGUCACCUACAGGACGACCGCUGUCCUUUUCGAUCCCAAGACCUCGGAUGCUCAGUUUAAGAGACGCAUUGCGUAUGUUGUCGCUCACGAACUCGCUCACCAAUGGUUUGGCAAUCUCGUGACAAUGGACUGGUGGGAUGAGCUUUGGCUGAACGAAUCAUUCGCCACCUGGGCUGGCUGGUAUGCUAUCGACAAAUUCCAUCCGGACUGGCAGGUCUGGCCACAUUUCCUUAAUGACGGCACAGAGCUUGCAUUCAACCUGGACUCUUUGCGCUCCUCGCACCCAGUCCAUGUACCUGUUAGGGACGCCCUCGACGUGAACCAGAUCUUUGACCACAUCAGCUACCUCAAGGGCUGCUCAGUCCUACGAAUGCUGGUCAACCACCUGGGCGUUGAAAAAUUCCUCAAAGGCGUUUCCAUUUACCUGAGCAAGCACACUUAUGGCAACGCAAAGACCGAAGCUCUAUGGGAUGGUCUGAGAGAGGCAUCUGGUGCAGAUAUUGACUCGCUCAUGAGCACCUGGAUCAAGAAAAUCGGAUUCCCAGUAUUGACUGUUGCCGAAGAGCCUGGCCAGAUCACUGUCAAGCAAUCCCGCUUCCUUGCAACUGGUGAUGUGAAACCCGAGGAAGAUGAGACUGUUUGGUGGGUGCCAUUGGGCUUCCAAGGCAAGGUGGGCACCAGUGAGGUGCAGACCCUCGCCUUGACUGCCAAGGAGGACACUAUUCGCGACAUCGACAAUGACUUUUACAAGCUCAACGAUAACGGCACUGGUUUUUACCGGACCAAUUAUCCACCCGAGCGCCUGGCAAAACUUGGCUCCCAACUUGACAGGUUGAGCGUCGACGACAGGGCUUCAACCAUUGGAUCUGCCGCUGCCGUUGCCAAAGCUGGGUAUGGCACAACGCCGGCCCUACUGUCGUUCCUAGAGGGUUUCUCUCAUGAGUCAAGCCAGAUAGUCUGGGAAACAGCUCUAGAUUCUGUCAGCUUUGUCAAGGCUGUCUUCGGCGAUGAUGAGGCCAUAAACACUGGCCUAGAGAACUUCACCCUUAAACUCAUCAACCACACAAUUGAGAAGGUUGGCUGGGAGGAAGGACCAGACGAAGGUUUCCUCACCAGUCUUUUGCGCAAGAAGAUACUUCUCACCGCAGCUGCCAACAACCAUUCAGAGACACUCGAGAAGGGCCAGCAAUUGUUUGGAGCUUGGAAUAAGGAUGGAGCCGAGCUGAACCCAAAUCUGCGUUCUGUCAUCUACCGUGCCGGUGUCAAGGCAGACCCCACGGCAGCCUUUGACGCCCUGAAGAGGGAAUGGGAGACUACCACAUCUCCCGACGGUAAAGAUUUUGCACUUUCUGCGAUUGGACAUAUUCGUGACACGGAGUUGAUCAACAACAAGAUUCUCCCCUUCCUCUUCAACACCACCUCGGAUUCUGUUCCGUCUGGUGACAUGCACGCCCUGGGAUCCGUGCUUUCAACCAAUUCAGUUGCUCGCCCGCUGCUGUGGAAAUAUCUUCAAGACAACUGGGGAAAGGCCACUGAAAAGAUGGCAAACCCUGUCAUUCUCGACCGAUUUGUUCGCCUCACGUUGGGCAAGUUCACCGAGUCAAAGUACUUGGAUGAAAUUGAUGAGUUCUUCAAGGACAAGGACACGGCUAGCUUCAAUCGGACCUUGGAGCAGGUCAAGGACAAUGUACGCGGACGUGUAACAUACCGCGAGCGGGACACUGCAACCAUCAAGGAAUGGCUUGAAGCAAACAAGUACAUUUCCUGA